Molecule: messenger RNA, 5474 nt
Organism: Delphinapterus leucas (beluga whale)
Lineage: Eukaryota; Metazoa; Chordata; Mammalia; Artiodactyla; Monodontidae
Source: RefSeq, a predicted model, not a curated record
GAGGCGGAGGGAGGCGAGCGCGCGUGCGCGCGCCGUGCCGGCCGUCGCCGCGGUGACCGUCCUCGGAGUCCGUCGGCUCGCGCCCCGCCCCCGUUCCUGCUGCCCCCUCCCCUGUCGCUGGCGGGGAGUGUUUCUCGCUCCUCCCGGUUGCUGCCGCCGUCGCCGCCGCUCCUCCUCUCCCAGUCUUGGGUUUCCCUGGCGCUACUGCCGCCACUGCCUCUGCGGUCUGUAUGAGGAGGAGGAGGAUGUGAAGAUGGCGGAGCUGCAGAUGCUGCUGGAGGAGGAAAUCCCGGGGGGCCGCCGGGCCCUCUUCGACAGUUACACGAAUCUGGAACGGGUGGCCGAUUACUGCGAGAACAACUACAUCCAGUCAGCAGAUAAGCAGCGAGCCCUAGAAGAAACCAAAGCCUACACCACCCAGUCCUUAGCAAGUGUUGCCUAUCUGAUAAAUACCUUGGCCAACAAUGUCCUGCAGAUGCUGGAUAUCCAGGCGUCCCAACUUCGAAGGAUGGAGUCUUCAAUCAAUCAUAUUUCACAAACCGUUGAUAUUCAUAAAGAGAAAGUUGCAAGAAGAGAAAUUGGUAUUUUGACUACCAAUAAAAACACUUCAAGGACACAUAAGAUUAUUGCUCCAGCCAACCUUGAACGACCAGUUCGUUAUAUUAGAAAACCUAUUGACUAUACAAUUCUAGAUGAUAUUGGACAUGGAGUAAAGUGGUUGCUUAGAUUUAAGGUGAGUACCCAGAACAUGAAGAUGGGUGGGCUCCCGCGUACAACACCUCCAACUCAGAAACCCCCCAGUCCCCCUAUGUCAGGGAAAGGGACGCUUGGGCGGCACUCCCCCUAUCGCACACUGGAGCCAGUGCGCCCUCCAGUGGUACCAAAUGAUUACGUACCUAGCCCAGCCCGUACUAUGGCUCCCUCGCAGCAGAGCCCUGUGAGGACAGCUUCUGUGAAUCAAAGAAAUCGAACUUACAGCAGCAGCGGGAGUAGCGGAGGAAGCCACCCUAGUAGUCGGAGCAGCAGUCGGGAGAACAGUGGAAGUGGGAGUGUGGGAGUCCCCAUUGCUGUUCCUACGCCUUCUCCUCCCAGUGUCUUUCCAGCCCCUGCUGGCUCUGCUGGUACUCCUCCCCUUCCUGCUACUUCUGCAUCUGCCCCUGCCCCUCUUCCUGCUACUGUCCCUCCCUCCACUGCCCCAGACACUGCUGCUGGGGGUGCCCAGACCCUUGCUGAUGGCUUCACUUCUCCAACUCCCCCUGUUGUUUCUUCCACUCCCCCUACAGGUCAUCCUGUUCAGUUCUACAGCAUGAAUAGACCUGCCACUCGCCAUACUCCCCCAACAAUAGGGGGCUCUUUGCCCUAUAGGCGCCCUCCUUCCAUAACUUCACAAACAAGCCUUCAGAAUCAGAUGAACGGAGGACCUUUUUAUAGCCAGAACCCAGUAUCUCUUGCUCCUCCUCCCUCCAUCCUACAGGUAACUCCUCAGUUACCUUUAAUGGGAUUUGUGGCCAGAGUCCAAGAAAAUAUUUCAGAUGCACCACCUCCACCACCACCUGUGGAAGAACCAGUCUUUGAUGAGUCCCCACCACCACCUCCUCCUCCAGAAGAUUACGAAGAGGAAGAGGCAGCCGUGGUUGAGUAUAGUGAUCCUUAUGCUGAAGAGGACCCACCGUGGGCUCCAAGGUCUUACUUGGAAAAGGAUUCCUUAGCUGAUUUUAACACUGUCCUGGACAAAGUGAUGACAGUUUUCAGCUCUGAAAAACCAGCUCAGUGAGUCCUUAAGAGAAAAGCAUAAUGAAGAGAUUUGCUUGUUAAAAAUCUCCUCUUCGGUGAACAUGUUAAAAUCUGGAGAGAUUUGUAAGAGAGGAAAGUAAGUUUAUUUUCAGUCCAAAUAACUCUUUAAAGCUUAAAAGAAAAUGCCUGAGUUGUUUCCUAAGAUAUUUUUCAAAGUUAAUCUCUGUUAAGCUCAAAUCUUUUAAAACAUGAAAAUCAAAUAACCUCCUCCUUACUCUUUCUGGAGAAACAGAAAUAACCGUGUUCAGCUUAUGACUGAUUGCUUUUUGUUGGAGUGCAUAAAUGUUGAGCCUGUUGCCUAAUGUCUUAUUUUGCUAUCUUAGUCUUAGGACCUCGUUCUCAACUGUGUCUGCAUAUUAGGGUCACCUAGGGAAUGUUUAAUAUGUCUGCACUUCCAGAUCUAUUAAAUCAGAAUCUGUGGACAUGGGACGCAGGCAUCAGAAUUUUUUAAAGUUCCAAGGUUGAGAACCACUGCAUAGGUUUAUCUUAACCCUUGAUUAUUAGCCAAAUGGAGAUAAUUUGUAUAUGUAAGUAUCUUUAUUUAACUUGGGUAGAGAAAAGAUAUUUUCUUUUAUUUAUUAUGUGCCUGGCAUGAUGCAAAACUUAUUACAUAUGUAAGGCAGUUAGUUUCCCCAUUUUGCAAACUAGGAAAUUGAGGUUCAAAAUAAUUUAUGUUACAGAAUAUGACAGAAGAUGUUUGUGUUACAGGAGUAUAUGUAUAUCAUAUAUAUAUCAUAAUAAUGGUAAUAAAAGCAGCUAACAUUUAUAUAGAAUGUUUACACAUGGCCCUGUAUCGUGUGUACAUUGCCUCAUUUAAUAUAACGAUGCUUUGAGGUAUUGGCACUAUUAUACCCAUUAUACAGCUGAGUAAAAAGCAGCUUAGGAAAGUUAAGUAUGUUCUGUAAAGUAAUAAGUGGUACAGCUGGGAUCUGAACUAGGUGGCAUAACUCCUGAGCCUACAUUCUUGACAUUGUCUUAAGCUUGUACUCUGACAGACCUGGAAUUGAGUCUUGGCUGUAACGUUUACUAGCGUUAAAUUAUUUGUGACAAAUUGACUUGUCAGUGCCUGUUUUAUUUCCCUUUCUUCUAUCAAGCCAUCUGUUCUUGUGUUUUUCUAGCUCAAUGACAUAACUUCUUGGUAGAAGCAUAAACAGUGUAUGGUAACUUAUCAGAUAACACUUCUGUCCUCACAAGACUGUGACGGUCCCUUCUCUUAUUCAUCUUUGUAUCUCUAAAAAUCAGAAUGGAUGCUCCAUUAGUGAUUGUCAGAAAAUGAAUAGUGCCAUUAAUUCUGUCUGGGGAGUCCAGAAAGCUUCUCAGAGGACGUGGUAUAUGGGAUGUGCUUUGAAUGAUGAGUAUGAGUUUCUCAGGCAGAGGAGAGAGAGAGGAAGGGCUAUCCAGUCAGAGGGAAUCCUCUGAGUCAAAAGGGCAUGGUGAGUAAUGUCCUGUGCUGCGGGUGGGGGUGGGGGGGACCUGGGUGGGUUGUAGGGAGGGAGUGGGCAAGCUAAGAGUGUAGGAAGGGAAGUAAGUUGUAAAUAAUGAUGGGAGGCCUUGAAUACCAGGCUGAGGUGUUUUGAAUUUUUUUCUUUUAAAAAAAUCUGAUGGUAGAGGGAAAUUGUGGAAGAUUUUAAAUAGGUUAAUGUUAAGUUCCCAUGUAUUUGGAUUUUAAUUUUUGAAAAAAGAUACUUGAUAAUAGUGUAGUGUGCAUUAGAAAGAAAGAAAAAUAGGAGUUGGGAAGACCAGGUUGGGUAUCUUUCUAAGCAAGGGAAUUAGGGCCUCAACUGAGGCAGUGGUGCUGAAAACCUUGUUCACAUAAAUAAGUAGAUGCAAAUGGAAUUAUUUUUCAUGCAGCACUGUCAGUUCUUUUAAAUCCUUCAGAGUUAUUUGCCAAAAAUCAAAUAAUGUUCUAUCUUUAAAAAUCAUGUUUUAUAUGAUGUGUCAUCUGAUAACCCCAUUAAAGUCCACCUUAACUUUUGUUAAAAGCAAAAGAAUGGGAGCCACUUAAGUUGCAAAAAGGUUGGGAUAGUCAGUGGAGUGAUUCUCUUUCUUAACCCCACACUGGUAUUUUGAAUUGCCCCUUUGGCACUCAGGGUGUUUUAUACUUAAACAUAGUACAUCACUGUAUUUUUGUUAAGUAGGAGAAAGAUAAACAGGAAAUGAGAACUUUUAUGACUGAUGCUUGACAGAGGGUAUCAUCUCAAGCAGAUCAGAUUUAGAUGCAGGAUUUAUAAAAGUUGAGGAUCUAGAAAGAAACUCUGUAAAGUCAUCUGUCACUCAUGCUACUUAGAAAAUCUUCAGGUACUCCCCAGUGAUACGUGUCUUCCAGCUUAAAGACUGCUGCGCUGAUUAGGGCGGCGAGUGUGAUGAUGGAGAAGAGUGUUUGGGUUUGAGAGAUUCAGAAGGUGUAGAAUUAACAGGACUUGUGGAUAUUUUCCUCUGAAUUACUUUUCAGUGGGUUUGCAUUUCUAUAAGCAUCAAGAAUGUUAUCAACCCCCCCCCAAAAAGCUAAAAAAUACUCCAUUGACUAGAAAUACUAAGUAUUCUACAUAUCUUGUGUUCUCUUUAAACUUGUAUGUCAUUUAAUUGUAUCUGUUUAGAUGUUAGAAAUACACACUAAACUCUUUCUAGGUCCCUCUAAAGUGUUUUCUGGCAUCCUAGAUCACUGUAAUGGCAAAUAUUCAGAGUUUAAGAAAGCUGUUGAAUUUUACUUAAAGCAGGCCUGGAACAAAUUGCACUGUAUCAAAAGUCCCUGUUUUAGUUUCUGUUUCUUAAUUAUUUAUUUAGGAUUAAGGUUGCAUAGAAAACAAAGUCAAUAUAUGCUUCUUAAAAUGGAGAGAUGGAGAUUUAUUGAGUGAAAUUCUGAGUGGUAUAAUAAACAUAGAGGAUCUUUCUAUAAAAAAGAUAAAUCUUCAAGUGGAUCUGAGCAAGUUAUAGGGUAUCCCAAUUUAACUAAACUGUUGAGGAAAAUGUAAUACUUAGGAACCAGAGAUUGUCCCAGAUAUCAUUUAAAGGCCCCAUUUACCAAGUUAUUUAAGUAAUGAAAAUCAUAGGAGAGCUUACAGGUAUCUUGGUUUUCUUAACACUUUUAGUCUGUUACUGUGGAUAUGUUAAAUUGGUGGCAUAAUGCAGCAUGUGUUUUGAAAGAAUAUAUAUAGUAGACGCCCGUCAUUCACACACAUAACCUGUGGGAAUUCAACCACUAUUGGCUUGAAUUCAGUGAAUGGGCAUAGGCUCUAGAAAGUGUGAGAAAGCAGAUGGAAGUCUGCUCUUCCCUCAGUCUCUCUCAUUUUUUUCACUGGCCUCUCCUAGUGUAUCUCACUGCACUAGUCUAAUUCUAAUGUUUAAAGGUACGUGUUUUUACAUAAUAUGGUGCUUUAACACAAGCUCAACUGAAGAAACAGCCAUCUUUCCCUAUUCUGGGAUUGUAUCUCUUCAGAGAGAUUGUUGAACAGUAAGUGUGACUAAAUACUGUUUUUGGCCAUUGAUACAGUUUUGAACCUAACCUCAAGAUGGGAUUCCACUGUGCAGGACUGGGUAUUAGAAAACAGAAUUCGCAGGGAGGGUCCUGUGUUUAGAAAGUCACUGUGUUUGAAGUGCUGCAGAAGUUCGGAAAGGAUAGAUAUUCAUUUAUUUGGUUCUACCUUUCUAGGAACGUUAUUCUUUUUCAUAUCCUUUUUCUC